UUGAGGGUUUCUUGAAUCUACAAAUUUGAUCAAAACAGGCAUUUUUCAUAUCAAGGACCCCUUUUUGCAUGUUAUUUUUACGCAAUUUUCAUCAAAAAUUUAAUUAAAUCUACAGAACAACAGUCUCAUCACAGCACAAGGAAAUGAAUUUUCUAAAGCAGGCAUUUAAUGUUGCAAGAAUUUUAACAACAGAAGCUGUAACAACUAUACAAAGCUGUAAUAAAAGUCUGUAUCAAAUGCAUAGAUCAGGUCCUCAUUUUAAAGUACGUCCACCACGUCAGCCUUUAGAUGGAAAGCCUUUCGCAAAAGGUGUCGUCCUUAAGACUUUAAUUAAGAAACCCAAGAAGCCAAACUCAGCUAAUCGAAAGUGCGUGCUGUUAAGACUAUCAACUGGCAAAGAAAUGGUCGCAUACGUUCCUGGCAUCGGACAUAAUCUACAAGAACAUAAUGUAGUGCUAUGCAGAGUCGGUAGACUUCGUGAUACGCCUGGUGUUAAAAUCAAAUGUGUACGUGGUGCUUAUGAUUUGCCUCAUGUCAUAAAACCAAUUGCUAAGUAGACAUUUGUAUAGUUAUAUCUAGGAUCUUUAUUAUUUCAAAUUGAAUUAUUUUUAAAAAAUAAAAAAAAAAGGAUUAGUAAUUGAAGAAGUCGCUUUUUGCAGACUCAUAGAUGUUAAAAUUGAUGGCUUUCCAGUUUACAGUUGUUCUACACUAAAAACUUGACGAAACUAGUUUAAUCUUAUACAAUUGGUAAUUUUCAUAUAGUUAAGAAUCAAAUUGGGCUUCUAGAGACUUUAUUCUUCAACAUAAGGCUUAAUAAUCUUAACACGUAAUCAAUCUGUAACGGAAACUUUUGAAUUUGAUUCCGGUUUGUGUCUCGACUAAAUUUCCACUUAACUACAUUAAUUAAUGGAUGAACUUGCAACACUGUACUAUUUAGAGAUAUCUCAAAUAGCUCUGCUAACGAAUUGAUGAAAUCAAGCGAUGUUAUCUCCAAAGGAUCAUCCAAUUUGAUUUUAAACUUGAAAGAUGGGAUGAUUCGAUGACUCACUGGAUCUAAUCUUGUAAAUGGAGUGAAAUCCAGUCGUAAUACAGGAUUAAAAUGCUUGUUUCGACCCAAAUCAAGACUCCAUGCGUUACUGCAUGUGUGAUAAAACUUGAUUAACGAUUGUUGUAGCUCAAUGAUGGACAUUCAAUGUUCAACAAUGAUUUAACCAAUAAAUAACAUUUAAAUAAAUAAUUUUUUGACUUAAUUUAUAUUUUUAAGUGGG
This is a messenger RNA of Chironomus riparius, 1268 nucleotides long. The record is from the annotation of a GenBank genome assembly. NCBI's taxonomy places the organism in Eukaryota, Metazoa, Arthropoda, Insecta, Diptera, Chironomidae.